AUGUCUCCAAACCAUGACAUUCUGGAGAAGACUAUUCUCCACAAUCGCAAGCUAAAUCGGUGGGCUGAUGUUCUGGCUAGCGAGCAACAUCGCAUUACCACUGCGGCGGUGGAGGCUAGUGCCAGCUUUCAAGUUGACAAGACUGCCCGAAUUGUCACUGCUCCUGUAAACAGGCUCCCGAAUGAAAUCCUGACAGAAGUAAUGGUCAUCGCCAGGGAUUUAGACACGACCUCGCCUAUGAAAUGGAUUGCGCUCACUCAUGUCUGCCGUCACUGGCGCGAAAUGGCGCUCGCGACCCCCAUGUUAUGGUCCACGAUUCACGCGAGGGUCAGUCUCCCGUACCUCUGCGCUAGCCUAGAGCGUGCCGCGGAUGCGCUAGUAUCCCUUUCUAUUUACGAUACCCGACCCGCAGUGACAAAGGUUAUUCAAGCAAACGCCGUGCGGAUCGUUAGCCUUACCACCUAUACUUACUGUCUCCAACUCUUGGCCAUCUUCAUGCCCAGGUUACAGAAACUCGAACUCCACGGGAAUGGCCAUCCAUAUAUUUUGCUUCAUUCGAGAAACGAACACCUCCCACAGCUUCGUACACUUCUUCUGGAUUCAUUGUCGUUGCCCCUUUCAAGCCCAUGGUUGAAGAAGCUGACACGGCUUGAGUUGUCCCGUCACCCACAUUAUCUUAUUGAAACCAAUUUCACUGAGUUUCUCAAUGCCCUCAAUUCAUGCGUCGACUUGGAGAUUUUAAAGAUUGACCAACGAAGUGGUGAUCACCCAGGGUUCACGGACGAUCUCCCCUCUUCAAACGUUGCCUUUCUUCCAAAGUUACGCAUUCUUGGCCUCAUAGGCAAGAUUGACGAUCUCAAUAUCCUACUCCGCCAUCUCGUCUUUCCGCCCACCAUAUACAUUCAGCUUGAAGGGGCAGCAAAUUAUUACUGGGACGAAGAGGCAGGGCCGACAGUCGCGGUCGUGCUUCCGCCCACUCCAACGCUGUCUUCGCUAUUGAAGACUGCAUCUACCCUUGAGUUGACUGCGUCCAGCAACUUAGAAUUGCAAGCUUGGCGCCAUGAGGAGACGGAGCCUAUGUGCAGCACGAGAAUCGAAAUGGCCGAAUGGGGCCCAAGUGGCUCCACAUUAUUCCAGACUUCCCUCUUCGAAGUUGUUCACCUCUUUUCGGAUGCACAGGUAAAGUGCCUGGCUCUCGCCGGUCCCCAGGCUCUGCUCCAUAUCGAUGCCUGGACUCAAAUAUUCUCUACGUUUCCCACGCUUACGCGGCUGGAGCUUCACGGCAAUGGGUGUAUUGGUGAUUUCAUUCAAAUAUUUGGUGCACGCGCAGGAGAAUCCUUGGUAUGCCCAGGACUGGUGUCACUCAAGUUGGGGUACCUUUUGACAUAUGAAGCAUCGGACCUGGCGCGUGCGCUCGCGUCUCGUAUCGAGAGGGGGAGGAAACUUUACUGCCUACAAAUUGUCCAAGGCGCAAUCUGCGGUGCUGCAACAUUAAUCCUACCCACCCUCGCAGAAGUGGUUGAUGCAGUAGAAAUUGUUCACACAUGA
This is a messenger RNA of Fibroporia radiculosa, 1548 nucleotides long. RefSeq lists its product as uncharacterized. The transcript has a single exon. NCBI's taxonomy places the organism in Eukaryota, Fungi, Basidiomycota, Agaricomycetes, Polyporales, Fibroporiaceae. Gene Ontology annotation, molecular function: protein binding. The record is from RefSeq and is a predicted model, not a curated record. Bases 1 to 1548 code for a protein of 515 amino acids.